GUUUGACGGCGAAGAAUAUAUGGAUCGGCUUUACUAUAAAAGAUUUAUAAUUUGAUCACAUACGCUUUAAUAUAUUAAAAUUCGUCGAAAUGGGUAAAAAAAGGAAAAACGCUAUGGUGGAAUUCGAUUCAAGUGAUAGUGAAUCGGGAUCCAAUAUUGAGUCGGACUUUUUGGCGCUAGGAAAACGAAGGAAAAGAAAGUUAAGCAAUGCCAAACAUUUGUCGGCCCUAUCGGCUUCCUCUGAUUCUGAAGAUGAUGUGGUUAAUAAAGAAAUAGGCGGUCAUGCGAUUACUUCAACAACUAAAGCAAUUCUCGAAAAUGACCAAAUGGCCAAUGUUUUGGAGAAUGCCGACCAUGAGGAAGGAGAAGUGUCUGAUAAAGAAAAUGAAAGGAGCAAGGAAAUCUCUGAUACAUCUAGUGGUAGUUCGGAUUCCACUUCUUCAGAAUCGAGUUCUGAUUCGGAAUUCGACGACGGUUAUGAUGAAAAUUUAAUGGGCGAUGAAGAAGAUCGCAAGCGUCUGUCUUGCCUUUCAGAAAAGGAGCGGGAAACUGAAAUAUUUAAAAGAAUUGAACAACGAGAUAUUAUGCGCACGAGAUGGGAGAUUGAACGAAAAUUGAAAUUAGCAAGACGAGGCGAAAAAACUACAUCACAAACAAAGUCUAAAUUAAAGAAAGAAAAAAAGAAAAAAUCAAAAAAAUCUUUGGCACCAACAACAGUACUAGAAGGUGCCAUGGAAGUAGAAAUUUCCGCAAAAAUGGGAAAUAAUGUACCUGUAGACGAUAUGGAACCCUUCGAUACCUCUGAGACGAAUGACCACGCUUCCUCGAAUGUGGUUAAUGAUGAGGCUACAAGUGGCAACGGCGAGUACUUUGACCACAAAGAAAGAUCAAAAGAGAGAAAGAAAAACGUGGAAAUGAACCGUACCGAUGACAAGAGAAGCAAUGCAAUGGCACUACUAAAAGCUAAAAGAGAAGGAAAGGCCAAAAGAGAGGAAGAAGAAGCGAAACGACAAGCACAAAAGGAAAAAGAAGAUGAAAAGGAUGAACUAGAAAGCGUGACCGGAGGAAAAUCCUCAGUAAAGCUAAAAGCAUCAGAAAUUUAUUCGGAUGAUUCUGGGAGUAGUGAUUGGGAAGAGGAAGACAAACCAUCUGACAAACGUUCCCGAACAAAUAGUAGCAAAGACUCGAGUGAGAGUGAAGAGGAUGAGCAUGAUGAUAAACAGGUGAAAUAUGUAACAACAAGGGAAGAACUUAACAAAAUUAGAUUGUCCAGAUUUAAAAUGGAGCGAUUCAUAAAUUUGCCAAUAUUUGAACGAACCGUAAUUAAUUGCUUCGUUCGUAUUAGUAUUGGAAACAAUGGCCAAAAAGCGGUUUACAGAGUUGCUGAAAUUGUUGGUGUUGUAGAGACUGCUAAAAUCUAUAACUUGGGAAAAACGCGAACUAAUAAAGGCCUUCGUUUAAAACAUGGAACUCAGGAAAGAGUGUUUCGAUUAGAAUUUAUUUCUAAUCAGGAGUUUAGUGAAAGUGAAUUCACAAAAUGGCGCGACAUAUGCUCUUUGCAGAACGUACAGAUGCCUCCACUGAGUAUGAUCGAACAAAAAUUAAGCGAUAUAAAGGUAGCAUUAAAUUAUGAAUUCAAAGACGAAGACGUUGAUAAAAUAAUCGAAGAAAAAAAUAGAUUUAGAAAUAGGCCAACCAACUAUGCAAUGAAAAAAACUUGCUUAAUGAAAGAGCGCGAUGCGGCACUUCUACGAGGCGAUUAUGAGCUUUCGCAAGAAUUAAGUCAACAGAUAGAAGAACUAGAAAGUCGUGCUUCCGAACUGGAUAAACGAAGAUCUAGCAGUAUCAGUCUCAUUUCCUACAUUAACGACCGCAAUAGAAAACGUAACGUGGAAGAUGCUGAAAAGGCUAUUUUGGAAGAAGCUCGGGCAAAUAAAGGCUUGCGAAUUUCUGAUCCCUUUACCAGACGAAUAACACAACCAAGAAUGGGCUUUAAGCAGACGUCUGAAAAAGAAAUAGUUGACGUUGUGAAGGACAAGCCAUCGAUUGAUCUGUCAAAGCAAUCAACUACUGCAAUGGAAAGUAUCGGUUCUUCAACCGACAAAAAGAAUUACAAUCUGUACACGUUACAUGAUUUUGAUAUUGAUUUGGACGUUCCUGUUCCAGUGAAUGCCGUCAACAAUCUGCCGAAGCCAGUUCCCAAAAUAGCAGAAACAACCACAAAGCGUUCUUUGAACCUAGAAGACUACAAAAAGAAGAGAGGACUAAUAUGAAUAAAUUAAAUGUAAAAACAGCUCAUAAACGUGGUUCUUGAAAAUAAAAAAUACAUAUUCUGGCAAGACGGAAGGAAGAA
This is a messenger RNA of Musca domestica (house fly), 2353 nucleotides long. RefSeq names its product RNA polymerase-associated protein Rtf1 (gene Rtf1). The transcript is spliced from 4 exons. The coding region runs from base 90 to 2273 and encodes 727 amino acids. Gene Ontology annotation, molecular function: DNA binding; RNA polymerase II C-terminal domain phosphoserine binding. NCBI's taxonomy places the organism in Eukaryota, Metazoa, Arthropoda, Insecta, Diptera, Muscidae. Gene Ontology annotation, cellular component: Cdc73/Paf1 complex. The record is from RefSeq and is a predicted model, not a curated record.